AUGUCCAAACUAUUACAGGAUUUCCAGGAUGUGUUUCCAGAGGAUUGUCCCAAGGGAUUGCCACCAGUCAGAGGCAUUGAGCAUCAAAUAGACUUUGUCCUUGGAUCCACUCUGCCAAACUGUCCAGCAUACAGAACCAAUCAUGUGGAAACCAAAGAACUCCAGCGCCAAAUAGAUGAGCUUAUGGAUAAGGGUCACAUCAGGGAAAGCAUGAAUCCUUGUGCUGUUCCUGUUCUUCUUGUGCCCAAGAAAGAUGGGAGUUGGCGCAUGUGUGUGGACUGCAGAGCCAUCAACAAUAUCACUGUAAAGUAUCGACAUCCUAUCCCUAGACUUGAUGAUAUGCUUGAUGAGUUGCAUGGUUCUAGCAUUUUCUCUAAAAUUGAUUUAAAAAGUGGUUAUCAUCAGAUUAGAAUGAAAGAAGGUGAUGAAUGGAAAACUGCAUUUAAAACUAAACAUGGUCUUUAUGAAUGGCUUGUCAUGCCAUUUGGUCUCACUAAUGCACCUAGUACAUUCAUGCGCUUAAUGAACCAUAUCCUGAGAAACUUCAUUGGUCAUUUUGUUGUGGUUUACUUUGAUGACAUCUUGAUUUACAGCAAGAACCUUGAAGAGGAUCUAGAUCACCUUGCAUCUGUCCUGUCUGUGCUAAGAAAAGAAAAAUUGUUUGCCAAUCUUAAGAAAUGUACUUUUUGCACAGAUAAUGUGGUUUUUCUAGGCUUUGUUGUGAGUGCAGAUGGAGUCAAGGUGGAUGAAGAGAAAGUUGCAGCAAUCAGAGAAUGGCCAAGUCCUAAGACAGUGAGUGAAGUCAGAAGCUUCCAUGGCCUAGCUGGGUUCUAUAGGCGGUUUGUCCGUGAUUUUAGUACCUUGGCCGCCCCUUUAACUGAAGUCAUCAAGAAAGAAGUUGGAUUCAAGUGGGAGAAAGCACAGGAGGAUGCUUUCCAGACUCUCAAGGAUCGCUUGACUAAUGCCCUGUUCUUAUUUUACCUGACUUCUUGA
This is a messenger RNA of Microthlaspi erraticum, 993 nucleotides long. The record is from the annotation of a GenBank genome assembly. Lineage: Eukaryota; Viridiplantae; Streptophyta; Magnoliopsida; Brassicales; Brassicaceae.